AGGUAUUGAGAAAGAAAAGGACAUGCCAAUCAUUUGGGAACCCAAUUUAAUUGAAGAACUAUGUGAUGUUGAAGUUGUAGAUGUGUCAUGUGGGCUUGACCAUUCCCUGGUUCUUUGUGGGGAUGAAACUCUUUUAAGUAGUGGGAGCAAUGUGUAUGGCCAGUUGGGUAGAGUAAACCAAGAUUCAGGGAUGCAUCCAGUUGACAUAAAGUUCCGUCCUCUUUCUAUAGCAUCGGGUAUGGGGCAUUCUUUUGCAGUCUGUCAGAAUCACACAUCAGACGUUACUGAAGACUCACCAAUCGUUGUUUCAUGGGGAUGGAACCACAAUUCUCAACUUGGGAGAAAUGGUCUAGCAAAUAUCCCGCUGGUGGUUGAAGCACUUUCUAGUGAGACACCUAUUACAGUAUCGGGGGGACGGGCUCAUUCAAUGGCUAUCACAGCUAGGAAAGAACUUUGGACUUGGGGCUGUGGUAGAAAUGAUAGACUUGGCUUGGGCAGCUCGGCUGAUGAACCAGAACCUAUGGUAGUUGAAGAUCUGGAAGGUUGUGAAGUUAUGGAAGCUGUUGCAGGUUUUGAUCAUAGUCUUGUUCUCAUUGGGGAAUGAGGUGUGUUGAGAAUAAUUUCAACUGAUUCUUGCUAGUGCUCUUAUUGUACUAGAUCUUCCCCUGAUAAAUUGUGGAAUUUCCUCAUUCCCAUUUCAAAAGUCAGAAGUUAUUUGCUACUAA
This is a messenger RNA of Coffea arabica (coffee), 725 nucleotides long. RefSeq lists its product as uncharacterized. The record is from RefSeq and is a predicted model, not a curated record. Lineage: Eukaryota; Viridiplantae; Streptophyta; Magnoliopsida; Gentianales; Rubiaceae.